Vairimorpha ceranae is the source of this 798-nucleotide messenger RNA. RefSeq lists its product as hypothetical. Bases 1 to 798 code for a protein of 265 amino acids. Lineage: Eukaryota; Fungi; Microsporidia; Nosematidae. The transcript has a single exon. The record is from RefSeq and is a predicted model, not a curated record.
AUGGAAUUAAUAGCAACUUUUGCAUUUACUUUACUAUCCUUCGGUUUAUGUAGCAUUGAGGAUGCUUUAAAAGGAUCUUGUUUUGAUAACAGAUCUAGAUUACAUUGUAAUGAUCCGUUCAAUUUUAAGCCUAGAUGCCAUUUUGAAUUAAGAAGACCUUGUAUUGAAACUACGUGUAUAUUUGAUAUUGUUGCAGCAGACAAUGUAAAGCCAUGCGAGGCUAUUAGAAUACAGUGUAUACCAUUUAAAGUACCUAGUACCUGUAAAGUAGUACGAAAAUAUGUUGAAAAAACUCUUGAUUACAUCAGAUGUAAAUUGAACAAAUGUGAUUACCAAAAAAUUAAAUGCGAUGCUGAAAUGAUUUUAAGAAUUAUCGACUGUAAUCUAAAUGGAUGUCCUAAGGAAUAUGCGUUAUUUACCGCAUCUGCUUUACACAACACUUCAUUUUUCAAGUAUUUUGCUUCACACUGUGACAAAUCUAAAUACAUGCCAAGAGGACUUUUAAUGAUUAAUAAUAUAGCUAAUUACAAAAAAUUGGAUGCAGUAAGUAAAUAUAAAAGAAACUAUGUGAGAUACCCAACACGUCUCGCGUGCAAAUUAAAAGAAGAUAUUAUUAAUACAAUUAGGUUUUGGAAAUCGAUUAUGUGCAGAAGACCUAUGACUUUUGCAGGUAUGAUGGAUGCUUUAAAUACUGUUAGCUGGGGAACUUACAAACAUUCUGAUGGAACUUGUAUGCCAGCAGAUUUAAAAAAUCGAAAAGAAAUUUAUGAGGAUUUACUCAGACGAUAUAAAAAAUAA